Molecule: messenger RNA, 921 nt
Organism: Manduca sexta (tobacco hornworm)
Lineage: Eukaryota; Metazoa; Arthropoda; Insecta; Lepidoptera; Sphingidae
Product: vitellin-degrading protease-like
Exons: 6
Coding region: 36-770 (244 amino acids)
Biological process (GO): proteolysis
Molecular function (GO): serine-type endopeptidase activity
Source: RefSeq, a predicted model, not a curated record
CUCAGCAUCUUAGUAUAGUAAGACGCAGUGUCAAGAUGAUUUCUCUCGUGUUUAAUUUGGCUUUAUUGAGUACUGUCGCAUGUAUAUAUAUUGUAAGACAUAGAGAAGACGUCAGCAUCGUCGGUGGUAUAGAUAUUGAUAUAAAAGAAGCUCCGCAUCAGAUCUCGCUACAGCUUUAUGGAAGUCACGCUUGUGGCGGUUCUAUUCUCGACAAUGAUAUAAUCAUCACAGCAGCUCACUGUUUACUAUUGUCGAACAACACUGAGGAUUUCACAAUCCGCGCCGGAUCGUCGAGUCACGACGAAGGUGGAGAAAGUACGCGCAGUAAGCAAAUUCAUCACCCGCUGACGUAUAGUGACGUCGUGAAGCCAAUAGAUAUGGCUAAUGCAGGUGAAGACAUACCUGAUGAAGAGGAGUGCUCUGUGACCGGGUGGGGAUUGUUGAAGGUAUUUUUUCCUAUUAUUUCAGGAGGUGUAUGUAUCCCCAAACACUUACAAGGAGUGGUGAUACUUAAGGUAAACGAUGAUAAAUGCUAUGAAGCCUACAAGCAACUAAACCCGGUCACUGAGAGGAUGGUGUGCGCCGGAGUGCCGCAAGGAGGAAAGAGUGCUUGCAACGGAGACAGCGGCGGUCCACUCGUCUACAACAACAAGCUGCAUGGCAUCGUGUCUUGGGGUUACGGUUGCGCUAAACCUGGCUACCCUACAGUUUUUAGUAAGGUCUCGGCUCUCAGAAACUGGAUCGAUGAGAACAUUGCUAAGUUAAAAUAGAGGAUAUGAAAGAUGAUUUAAAUGAUGGAAAUAACGAAUGAAUAACAAUGUGUGAUUAAUAGAUGAAGGAUGAAGGAGUCUGUCCAUUAAAAUAUUUAUACUAUGACCGGCUAGAACGUGUCAGGCAAAAACAUAUAUUUUGUAUUGAAAA